This is a messenger RNA of Nasonia vitripennis (jewel wasp), 2125 nucleotides long. RefSeq lists its product as uncharacterized. Bases 358 to 1815 code for a protein of 485 amino acids. The record is from RefSeq and is a predicted model, not a curated record. The transcript has 5 exons. NCBI's taxonomy places the organism in Eukaryota, Metazoa, Arthropoda, Insecta, Hymenoptera, Pteromalidae.
UUUACGCUUCUGCGCAGGCCGUUAGGGCGGAAAACGCGCGAUUUCUCGCGAUCGUCAUCAUCACGCAACUAUUAGCGCCGGGCCGUUAGAGCAUCCCCCCACCGAUGGGAGCCGGAGCCGAGUCCUCUUAAAGGAUCGAGGACCAUCCUUCGAUGAGCAUUUGUCGCGAGCUCGUUGUUCCUCUUCGUUUGUUUGUCCUCCUCGUCACCGCGUCGCAGGUGUUGUCUCGCGUGGGGUUUUUCGAAGCGUCAUACUACUAUUCGCGUGUGUUGUUGUUGUUGUUGUUGUUGUUGUCGCGUGUUGGGAAGACCACAAGGAAGAGCUGGCUUUUUUCUCGGUUCAUGGGUAACAGGAGAGAUGACGUUCAAGGGCACAAUAACAUCGUUUCCAAAACAUUUGCUGUCGGCCUUGCUCCUCCUGGCGUUCAGCGAGAUCUCGCACGCGCACGUGCUGGAAAAGCCGGCGAACGGCACGAGACUCUCCGAGACUGAGGACUUUGGGAUUCCCCAGCGCAUAAGCAAUGCCAGCGCGGAAUCCAGAGCACCGAAGCUGCUCUCGAGGUUCGACGCUUCGCGAAAGAUACAGGUCGACCCGUACACCGGCAACUGGAACGUCAGCAGCAACGGCAAUUACAGCAGCAUCCGAGCGCACUCGCCGAAUCUCAAUCGCACGGAGAUGAGGAACUCGACUCUCCUCGACGCCUUCCUCAACAGGCGAUCAAAUUCCCAGCAGAAGUAUCCCAACGGUCAGUACGCGGUCUUGAAAGCGGAAAGCGGCCAUCAGCAGGAGAAGCGCAAGUCCUACGCUACCAGCGAGGACUACGAGCACCAGGUCCACAACGUCGCCACCGAGUACUUCCCGCCGCAAACGCAGGAAUACGACGAGAGCUACAACACGAUCCCCGAGGACAUGAACACGGGCUACGAGGUGCCGGUCACUCCCGGCUACGAGCCCUGGCGCGUCUCCUACGUGCCCCACGACCCGGGCUACUUUGGUCCACCCAUUCCCGUUGGCGAACCUCCGGUGCACCGAGACCCGCCCAGCACGAUCGCAGGCACGCGCGAGUGCAACUGCCCGACGACGACGCGCUCCUACGAGUGCGACAACCCCUCCGGCAACUUCCUCGCCCUGCUCUCGGCUCUGGGCCAGAACCUCUGGGCCCUCGUCUCGCUCAUCGCCACCAGCAGCGUACCCUUCCUCAUCCCGCUCCUCGCGCUCAAGAUGAUCAUCGUCCCGCUCAAGAUCCUCAAGUUCCUCAAGCUCGUCAAGCUCUUCCUCAAGCUCUUCAUCAUCCUGCCGUUCUUCGUCCGCGUCGUCUACCCGGCCCUCACCAACUCCUUCAACCUGCAGAGCUUCCUCUUCCAGAAGAUACAGGACGUCUUCCCGGACGACAAUUCGCACCAUCCGCCGCAUCCGCACGACGCGGAGAGCCGACAGGCCGACGACGGCAAGAACGCGUCGGCGGCUUUCGCGAGGGACGACGGGCUGCUGCUCGACGACGCCAGUGUCUGGGACCUGAGGCAGUGUCCCAGCCGGGUGGCUUGCGAGAUCGGAGCCUUCCUGGCCGGGGCAGGCAGGGCCAGCUUGUUUCCCCAGAAUCUGGACAACUAUCUGGCCGGGAGGGCGGACAGGGCCAUGAGGGGGGUGAGGCCAAGGAGUAAGAAGGACGAGGGCGGCCACGAGGAGGAGGAGGAGGAGGAGGAGGAGGAGGAGGAAGACCAGAGGAACCAGGCUUUCAAGGCUUUUCUUGUUGCCCUCGGCAAGAAGUGGAGCCAGGAGCAGUGUCAGGUUUACAGUUGCGCGGUCUUGUUUUGAUUGAAAAUUCAAUUUUGGCUCCUUACCUUUGGCUAUAUAGACGAGAUUUAAGACUGUCGAGAUAAGAAUCUUGGAGGCGUAUGUACUAACGUUGAUAACAAGAGGAACGACUAUAACGACAUUGAGCGGAACAAUUCGAGUUGAAGUAAUGCGGUUCUGUGUACAAUUUAAAUCGAUAAGAUCAAAAACAUCGGAUUACUCGCAUAGCUUCCGUAUUUGAUACAAGAGAAAAACAAUUACCAUUUCGAGCGCCGUGUUUUUGAAUAUAAUUAUACUAGUCAGUUAUAAAUUGAUCAUUGUUGCUUGACGA